Molecule: messenger RNA, 2954 nt
Organism: Caenorhabditis angaria
Lineage: Eukaryota; Metazoa; Nematoda; Chromadorea; Rhabditida; Rhabditidae
Source: the annotation of a GenBank genome assembly
AUGGAAUCGUCUGUCAUUGUUGCUUACGUCAUCACUUCUGCCGCUCUUCUUAUUCUGAUCGCUGCUCUCGUUUUGAGAUUUCUCUGGAAAAUCUCAAGAAAAUGGGUCCGUGAAAUACCAUCAACGAGCCUUGCUCGAGGUAUUUUCAGUGCAACUCAUCUCAUUCCAUUGCUCAUUUUGAUUGUAUGUUUUGGAUAUUUUCAACCGUGGAGUACAUUUUCUGGUGAAAUUGAUGUGAAUACAAAUGUGAAAAGAGACAUCGAAAGUAGGUUGACCAUUAAAAUAUUUGAAAUCUAAAAAUUUAUCAUUAUUUGCAGUUCUCGAAAAGAAAGCCGACACUGCUUCUGGAAUGUUGCCUGCAAAUGAUAAAAUUGUUAUUUCGGAUACUGUGCGUGAUGCGAUGGUGAAUGGUGAGAAAAUAUCAGGAGCUGUGUAUAAUGAAAUGCAUGUUGAUUUGCUGAUGUUCCAAAGUUUAUUAAAUUUCUAUAAAAAAGAGGAAGAUUUCAAAACAAAAGUUAAUAGCGGCUCUUUUUGCAAUGAACUGAAAAAUGUAAAGGACAAAACAGUGAUGAAAACCGAUGGAAUACACGCAGCUUUGAGAAUGAUCAACGAUGAAGGAAAUGAUUUUUAUUUGCGUAAAUUGAAGUCAUUUCUUGUCGACGGAGAGGAAACUAAUAAAAAUGAAUUGGUAAAAGGAAUAAGUGAUAUGGGCACAUAUUUGAAAACAAUUCAAACGGUAAAUAUUUCCUAUUUCCAGUAGUUUACUUAUUUUGCAAAAUUUUCAGAUAAUCAAGGGAUGGAAAGACUCUUUUGUUCAAUUGAACAGCAUCUUCGUAACAAUUGUUGUCACUGAUAUUUCCUUGUUAUGUGUUCCAUCUGUUAUUGUUCUUAUGUAUAUUGUUUUUUCUAUCACAAUCAUUUGGACCAAAAAAGAGACAGCAUACAAUCGAAUUAUUCUUCAAAUCAAUCAAAUUCUCUUCUUCGUCAUAGCAAUUAUUCUUAUCGCCUGUUCUAUUCAUUUAUUGGUUGUUUAUCCUUUUGCGUGUUCAGAUGAUGAGGAUAAGACAGCUAAUUUCAAUUUCGAUAUUCCUACAACCACCGGUGCCACCAGAAACUCUUAUCAAAUUCUAUCAACAUGUUCAUCCAAUUUGUUCGAUUCGCCAAAUGAUGAUAUUUUAUUGAGAGAUUUUAGAUUUGCUAAGCAUUUGAAGACAUUAAUUUUUGGUAAAAUGAAAGAACUCAAAACAACUCAAGAUAGCAGCAUUUCAAUGAAAAACAAACUUGUUUCAAUUGAGUCAAACUGGGUGCUAAAGAAAAUGUAUUACGAAGAAUUGAGUAAAUUGCCGGAAGAUAAGUGCAAAUCAUCGAAAAAUUUGGUAGAUGGAAUUAUGAAAGAGUUUAAUGAUAUCGUCAGUAAAACGGAUGCUUAUAUUGCUGCAUUGAAAAAACGAGAGGAAAAUUGGAAUAAUUUGGAAAAGAAAAUCGGAACGGCGGUGGAUAAGCAUAUGAAAAAUAGUGGUGGAAUGAUUGCAGCUCAAGUCGGCAAAAUGAAUGUGAGUUUUGAUCACAGCAAACAAUUUUCCGCAUUUUUUGUGAAUUUCAAAAGUCCAAUGUUCCAUUUUUCAGAAUGGCAUCAAAAUUCUGAACGUCGAUUGCCAAACCACAAGGGAAUUAUUCUCAAAAGUAAAUGAAUGUUCGAAUGGUAGCCCAAUUGGAUUUAUUGCUUUGAAAAGAUCAAUUGUUUUAUUUGCCAUGAGUUUGUGUAUGAUCUCUUUUCUAUUCACAUAUCGGAAAUUUGGUCCAACUCCUCAUCAAGAUCAGACUCCAGUUCUAAAAUCUUCACUUCAAAAAGAUCCAGGUGUUGAUAAUAGGAAGAAGUGGGCGGAAAGUAUUUGCAAAUUGGUAAGUAAUUUGCAAAUAAUAAAUCAAACCCAUUUUUUUUUUCUCUUGCAGACCUGCAAACAAAUCAGAAACAACUUCUUGGAAUGGAUUCAAGAUCUUGGAGUGGAUCUGAAAAUGCUCAGAUUGGACAAGCUUAAAGGCAGAUAUCGACUGAAUACUCCGUGCCUCAGAGCUACGCGGGUUGUUCUCAAAGACAAAAAGCGCUUCAAACAAGGUUUUAUACAUGCGAAUCGAGUGCCGAUGCCUGAUAACACUAAAUAUAUCGCAACAAUUGCACCUCUUGAUCAAUCAGAAGACACUUUGGACACGAAACCCGAUUUUUGGGAGAUGGUUUGGCAGGAGAAGGUUGGUUUUUUCAUCAUUUUUGCGCUGAAAAUCUUGAAUUUUCAUCUGAAAACACGUGGCAUUAAAAAAAGCAACAAUUUCAGGUGGAAAUCGUAGUGAUGUUGUGCCAGUUUGUGGAAAAUGGUGCAAAUCGAUGCGCAGUUUAUUUUCCACAAAAAUUGAAGGAAAAAUUGACAUUUGGUGAUUAUACAAUUGAAUUGGUUGAGAUCAAAGACUGUAAAAUUGAUGGUGUUUGCUGGCGCCGUUUGGAAGUUACAAAUUCAAAAUCGGAGAAACGUGUCGUGAAUCAUUUGCAGUAUGUGAAUUGGCCUCACGAAGGAGUACCAGAAGAUCCAAAUUCAAUCCUUGAUUUGCUUGCAUUCGUCAAAGGAUUUGCAUCGAAAAUGCCAGUUGUUGUACAUUGCGUGACUGGUGUUGGGAGAACUGGUUGCUUUUUGGCAAUUGAAUGCGCUGAUCAAAUGUUGAAAGGUGGAUGUUGUGGUUUGCUGGAAGUUAUGGAAAGUUUGCGUGGAAUGCGAGCACUGGCAGUUCAAAGAUCAAUCCAAUAUAUAUUUCUUCAUGCGUGUUUGUUUAGACUUUAUGAGAAGAUUUGAUUUGUGAUCAAAAAUCAUAACAAUUUUAUCUAAUUUUCAGCAACAUCUUAUCGAUUCUCAAAAAUUGGUCAACUUUUUUGCCGACUUUGCAAAGUACAUAAAGGACCCGAAUAA